CUCAACCAACCUCCCUCUCUUCUCUCUCUUUCUCUCUGUGAUUGAUAUACUCCCCCCAUGCUCCUCCCGCUCCUGUGAUGAAGCCAAUGGCCACCAAUGGCAUGGCCCCCUCCUUCUUCCCCGCAAACUUCCUGCUCCAAAUGCAGCAGCCCCUCCCUCACCACCCCCAGCAGCAGGAACACCACCACCACCACCACCACCACCACCAUGAUGCCGGCCACGAGCACGAGGCGCACCAUCUCCUCGCUCCUCCUCCCCCCGCCCUCGUCAGCCCCUUCCUCCACGACUUCGGCGCCGCCAUGGCCGCGCCGCCAAUGCUGGCCGGCGGCGGCGGCCUCGGCAAGCGCAUGUACCCCGACGGCGUGGGCGGCGACGACAGCAACCUGCACGCGGCGGAUCCACAGCAGCAGGACGGUGGCGCCGCGUCGGACGACGAGGAAGGUUCCGCCGCGGCGGGCGGCGGGUGCGGCGGGGAGCGGAAGCGGAGGCUGAGCGUGGAGCAGGUGCGCACGCUGGAGCGGAGCUUCGAGGUGGCCAACAAGCUGGAGCCGGAGCGGAAGGCGCAGCUGGCCCGCGCGCUGGGGCUGCAGCCCCGGCAGGUGGCCAUCUGGUUCCAGAACCGGCGCGCGCGGUGGAAGACGAAGCAGCUAGAGAAGGACUACGACGCGCUCCGCCGCCAGCUCGACGCCGCCCGCGCCGAGAACGACGCCCUCCUCGCCCACAACAAGAAGCUCCACGCCGAGAUCAUGGCGCUCAAGGGAGGCGGAAGCGGCGGCGGAGGGAGGCAGGAGGCGGCGUCGGAGCUCAUCAACCUCAACGUCAAGGAGACGGAGGCGUCAUGCAGCAACCGCAGCGAGAACAGCUCCGAGAUCAACCUCGACAUCUCCAGGCCACCGGCGCCGGCGGCCGCCGACGAGAGCCCCGCCGCCAUGAACAGCCACCGCGGCCUCCCGUUCUACGCCUCCGCCGCCGUCGACCAGCUCCUGCACAACGGCCACCCGUCCCCGGCCGCGGCGCCCAAGAUGGAGCUCGGGCACGGCGCCACCGCCGACACGCCCUCCGCCACGGCGGGCGGCAGCUUCGGCAGCCUCCUGUGCGGCGCCGUCGUCGACGAGCAGCCGCCGUUCUGGCCCUGGGCCGACGGCCACCACAACUUCCAGUGAUCGCACGCACAUCCUCCGAUCCGCGAGGAUGAUUGAGACAAUGCAUGUGACGUAUGAUCACCGGACACAUACAACUAAGAGUAAUCGAUCAGUGUGGCUAGCUCUCGAUCCAUUUCUUGGCAUCGAUCGAGACUAGCAGGAGGAGAGAUCACCGAUGUCAGAAUGAGUUGUUGAAUAGAUUGAUGUUAUGAAGCAAGUGAUGGGAUGAUCCAGUUUGAGUUAAGAUGAGGAGGAAUGAGCCAUGAAUGAUUGGAGCACGUUGGAUGGGUCAUGUGUCGGUCUAGGUAGAUUUUAAUUUGGAUUAUUCAAGUAGUAAGCUUUUCUUUCUUUCUCUUAUUAUUUAUUUUUACCUUGAUCACUAUUUUUCUGUUUAAUAUUAUAUAUAGGUGAUUACAUUUGUGAGGCAGUGGUGAUAUUAUUGUGUAUAGGAUUGUGGUACCUUGCGAGUACCAAGAAGUUUCGCACUUUGAAAUCUUGCAAUUCUCUCCAUUUUUUC
Panicum hallii is the source of this 1659-nucleotide messenger RNA. Its product is annotated as homeobox-leucine zipper protein HOX23-like. Gene Ontology annotation, cellular component: nucleus. Gene Ontology annotation, molecular function: DNA-binding transcription factor activity, RNA polymerase II-specific; sequence-specific DNA binding. Gene Ontology annotation, biological process: positive regulation of DNA-templated transcription. Bases 78 to 1163 code for a protein of 361 amino acids. Lineage: Eukaryota; Viridiplantae; Streptophyta; Magnoliopsida; Poales; Poaceae. The record is from RefSeq and is a predicted model, not a curated record. The transcript has 2 exons.